This is a messenger RNA of Orussus abietinus, 5389 nucleotides long. RefSeq names its product protein scalloped (gene scalloped). Gene Ontology annotation, biological process: embryonic organ development; regulation of transcription by RNA polymerase II; hippo signaling. Gene Ontology annotation, cellular component: transcription regulator complex. Lineage: Eukaryota; Metazoa; Arthropoda; Insecta; Hymenoptera; Orussidae. The transcript is spliced from 10 exons. Bases 724 to 2106 code for a protein of 460 amino acids. Gene Ontology annotation, molecular function: DNA-binding transcription factor activity, RNA polymerase II-specific; RNA polymerase II cis-regulatory region sequence-specific DNA binding. The record is from RefSeq and is a predicted model, not a curated record.
CGCCGGAUCGGCGCGCCUCGCGGUCGACGCGCUCCUACUCUCCCCCGCGUCGCGAGGUGUGUCCUGGGCACCGGUACCGCCGUCAAGGCCAUCGCCGCCGACGUUUUCGUCUCGACCCUCCGGAGUGCGUUUCAAGGCCUCCCGAGGGGGGACGACUCCCAGAGGCCGCGUUCCACGAGUUUCGAGGACCGACCUGGGCGAAUCUAACAGGUGUAGGUGAAUUUAGUUCCGCGGGAGAGAGAUUCUCGGAUCUGGUGUAAACAUCGAGGACUGCCAGCGAGACGGGGCUCUGAACGAAGAGCAGGGACAUGACCUAGGGGUGAGGGGUUGUCCAUCCCUGGCAGAGGUCGCGGGGCGACUGAGCGCUCCCCUCGGCGGGGUCGCGGAAAAACCCCCGCGGGCCGCCCGCGGGUUUUCCCGGGUGAGCGCCAGGCGCAGCGCCGCCGGCGGUGUUGUCGCGAUUUCGGCCCGGACCCCGAGGGACCGCCGAGUCCCGGGGCCCGGUCAGUCGGCGCGCGGCCACGCGCGACCGCGCCUCGCCCAGUGUGUACGCGUCCACGGGCCCCAGGAGUUUCUAGGACCCCCAGGAUCGCCCAGGGACCCCCUGGAUCCCCAUCGGCCCGCUCGGCGAGGCACCCACGUACCCUCUCUUGGAUGGAUACCGUGCAUUACUUCUGGAGUGCACCCACGUCGCCGUCAUCCUGACCUGCCCGAGAAAUCCUCAUGAAAGACUGGGAACUCAGUACUCAGAAUAGCAUCGGCAGUGCGGUGGCUGCAGCCGACACCAUUUCCUCGCCGUGGACCCCCGCGAGUUCCGGGCCGCCGCCCGACGCCAACGGCUCCGGCUCGGAUACGAAGAACCUCGACGUUGGCGAAAUCAGCGAUGACGAGAAGGACCUGUCGGCGGCGGAUGCCGAAGGCGUCUGGUCGCCGGACAUCGAGCAGAGCUUCCAGGAAGCUCUCACGAUCUAUCCGCCAUGCGGUCGUCGCAAGAUCAUCCUCUCGGACGAGGGGAAGAUGUACGGCCGCAACGAGCUGAUCGCCCGCUACAUCAAGCUAAGGACCGGGAAGACGAGAACGCGGAAGCAGGUGUCCUCACACAUCCAGGUCCUGGCGAGAAGAAAGCUCCGGGAAAUCCAGGCGAAGCUCAAAGUGGAUCAUGCCGCCAAGGAGAAGGCGCUGCAGACUAUGUCGAGCAUGUCGAGUGCCCAGAUAGUGUCUGCCGGAAGUGCGAUACACAACAAGAUGCCCCCUGCUCUCGUGGGGCCCCUAGCCCUUCACGCUUCCAACCCCGUCUCCUAUCCCGGAGCGCAAUUCUGGCAGCCGGGCCUGCAGCCGGGAACCUCGCAGGAUGUCAAGCCGUUCCCGCAACCGGCUUACACCGGGAAACCGGCCACCGCGGUGUCCAGCGGAGACAUGGUCCAGGCGCAGCCUCCGCCACCCUGGGAGGGAAGAGCCAUCGCGACGCACAAACUCAGGCUCGUCGAGUUCUCGGCCUAUAUGGAUCAACAGAGAGACCAGGACAUCUACCACAAACACCUGUUCGUCCACAUAGGUGGGUCCGCGACGUACGCAGACCCUCUCCUGGAGGCUGUGGACGUGAGGCAGAUCUACGACAAGUUUCCGGAGAAAAAGGGCGGCCUGAAGGAGCUUUACGACAAGGGCCCUCAGGCCGCCUUCUUCCUGGUCAAGUUCUGGGCGGAUCUCAACACUAACAUCCAGGACGAGGCCAGGGCCUUCUACGGCGUGACCAGCCAGUACGAGAGCAACGAGAACAUGACGAUAACGUGUUCGACGAAGGUGUGCUCGUUCGGCAAGCAGGUGGUGGAGAAGGUGGAAACGGAGUACGCCAGGUUCGAGAACGGCAGGUUCGUCUACCGCAUCAGCCGCUCGCCGAUGUGCGAGUACAUGAUCAACUUCAUUCACAAGCUGAAGCACCUGCCCGAGAAGUACAUGAUGAACAGCGUCCUAGAGAACUUCACCAUCCUCCAGGUUGUCACGAACAGGGACACGCAGGAGACGUUACUGUGUACGGCAUACGUGUUCGAGGUGUCGACGUCCGAACACGGAGCCCAGCACCACAUAUACAGACUCGUCAAGGACUAGCCUGUCUAAGUCUCCUGCUCGCCGUGCAGCCAUCCACCCCCAUCAGUGCCUACCACCACACGACUCAUCCAUAUUCUACGCGUAUAUACACACAUACAUACAUACAUCGUGCAUGAGACAGAGACAUACAGGAGCAUAGGAGCGUGCGCGGGUCCUCGCGCUGGCAGGAUACAUGCGCAGGUGCAUGCGCAGGUGGAGUUGCGCGCGAGGACGCGCAACGCCGCGCACGCGGAGACCGGGCGAGCGCAAAGUCGGGCUCGAUUAGCUUUUAAUUCACUUUUAAUCCACUUUUAAUCCACCGACGCGGUUUUUAAUUGAUCCGUCCUCUCGCGUCCGCGUUAAGGUGGCAUAAAAGUGGCACCCGAGAAGUCAGUUCGUUAAACUAUCCUCCGAGCUGGGCAUAUCGGAUCUCUUAAGGCCUCACUAAGUGAACAUAGAGAGUAUAAGGAAGGUCCUUACGCCCAUGAAAUUACAAUUUUUUAUGAAUAUCUGUAGACAAAUUUUUUUUUUCUUCAAAUUUGAGGCCUCACGGGUGUCAGGACAUUUCUUACAGCCUCCAUAUUUGAGUAGGAAAAUUUUAUACGAUUCGACACACCUAAUUCAGAGGAAAGUUUCAUGAACGAGUCCUCUUUCCCGCCACUUUCGUAUCGCCUUAAAGGGUUUUCGAAAUCGGGACUGCUGUCCCGCGCGUCUUCCUGCCUGGAAGAGUUAGUGGAAUUCAUGUUUCGCUGUUUCUUUUUCUUUUUUCUUUUUUUCUAAUUUUAUACACGCGUUCGAAUGAUCCUAAUUCGACGAGCACGUCCAGUGGCGAUCUGGGAACUCGCCGGGAUUUUAGGUAUAUUUUAUAUUCGAUACGUUUCGCGGCAAUAAAUUCGUGGCAAUCGUUGACACAGUCCGCGGGGGGUCUCCGGCCUGUCGGGCGCUUCGCUUUGAGACGGCACUUUUCCCCUGGCAAAGGAGCAUGGAUCGGCUGUUUCCCUGCGUCGUUACCCCGACUUUGUCGAGAUUUUGUGACGCCCAGGGUCGGGAUAAGGGAAUUCUCCCUCGGGAUAAAGCGGCUCUCCUCCGUUUCCGCGAUCCGCGUGCGCGUUGACAUGGACACACCUCGGUACCAGUCGAGCCGAGCUCGAUUAGGAUCCGAAACUUGGACCGAAAAGAUCCCCCUAAUAUGAAAAAGAGCCUAACAAGAUGUUCAAAGAACUCCAAAAAGAUUCUACGGAAAAAAAAGAAAAAGAAGAAUAUAUACAAAAUGAGAAACCGCAAACCUCGGCUCGGCGCGGUACCGGACAUUAUUAACUUAGUAUUAUAGUUUUAUUAUUAAACUAGCCGGUAGGUCAUACGAGACAGCUACACCCACACCCACGACACACAGAUAUACAUAUAUUACGGAUAAGAGUAUAUGUUAAAUAUUAAUGCAAUGAUUACGAUUUACAUUGUUAUAAAUGAUCGUGUAUAAAGCUAUCUAAGUGAUCUUAAGUUUUAACCGCGACGAGGGCUAUAAGCGAGAGGGAGGGAGGGGCCGCGUGCCGUAAAUUAGCAGGUGACGAUCCCCCUGGUUUGUCAUUAUUUUUCUAUUAUCAAGGGCAAGGAAGGGUUGGGGGAAAGGGAGGAAAAGUAAAUAAGAAGAGGCAAAGCCGAGCGCUUCGUCGCGGGGUCGGCGUCGCCAUCUUGGAUAUUCUCCCCUCCCCUGUAAAGGGCCUUUUUACCGCCGUUAUCUUUUUAUUAAUCAACUUCGACCUCUCCCAGGACGCGAUCCAUUUAAUCGCGGAUCGAUCGGUCGACCGCGGCCCAUUUUGCGACACUUUUACACGUUACGACGCCCUCCUUCCUAUAUAUUUCUUCUUCUUUUUUUCCUGUUCUCAAGGCGACGUAGGGAGUAGCAAAGGGACGCGUUUGUACUUCUUGUAACCACCCUUUACUUUGUACUCCGUUUGUAAGACUUCCACCUCUUUUUCUCACUUUCUCCCAUUUCUUUUCUUUUUUUCUUCUUUUUUUCCCCUAUAGUUCUUACGCGAAUGACUUCCCUACUUAGCCGUAUGCUGCGUUUGCUUUUUAUAUCCUUAUCCGGCGUUCUCUAAACUCCUGGACGACGUCGGCUUCCUCCGGCCUUUUCUUUCUCCAUUUUCUUUUAUAUCUAUAUCUAUACAUAUAUGUAUACAUACAAGUACGCUAAGGAGAACUCGGAAGAGAUUUUUUACGAGAGCUUCGGCGCCGCGUCUCGAGGUUCCCCGAUUUCACCCACGAUUUUCCUUAGAUAUUAUUUUUUUCACCUCGAGCCGAUCGCCACGUAGAAAAUUCCGAUAACGUCGUUUUUCCCUUCGUUUCGAGAUAAAGGAUGCCCCAAAAAGUGGGGCGCUAUUUUUGCGACUGGCUUAAGAAAUGAAAGAAAUACUCGAGAGAAAUUAUUCGCGGACCUUCCCCAACACGUGGCGGCGGCUCUUCCUCGCGAGAAUCCAAGUGUCGUGGUUUGCGAUCUUCAUUUCUUUCUUUCUUUCUUUUUUUUUUUCUCAUCAUGGAAAGAAAAAUAUAUAUACAAAUAUAAAUAUAUAUACAAUACAUAUACACACGCGAACGCGGCGGCGCAACACAGCGAAGGAGAAGUAUCUUUUCGAAGUGCUCCUUGUUUCCUCUAUACGCGUUAUUUUCGUUUGUUUUUUUUUCCCCUCACUUUUUCUUCAUCAUUUGUUUUUAUUUCUCUCUCGUUCUCUUUUUUUUUUUACUCCGUUUCGCUGAACUUGCCUAUCCGAGAGCAGUAGAACGUGACUAACACGACCGAAGGAACUACACACCUACGUCUAAGGCUACGUUAAUAUUAUUAAUUUUACCGAUAAUCGUUACUUUUAAUUAACGUUUACGAAACAAGUGGCAAUGUAUUUUGAUCUCUCUCUUUUAGUCAGAAAUAUGUCCUCAGCUUUUCACGCGUUUUAUUUGUCUAUCUCUUUAGAUUUUCUAUCUUCUACGUUCUCGUGCCUGUCUCCUCUCUCUUAAACGAUUCGUUAAUUCAGGCCGAGAGGGACGAAUUCAGCUCAGAGAGAGAGAGAGAGAGAGUGAGAGAGGGAAGGAGAAGUCGAUCGAGUGCGAGCGAGACAUUGGUGCGAUCGACGGACGAAUUUCCAUUCGCAAAUUGGCAGCUUCUGUACUUCCUAGUUAUUGAUUGUUAUCGGACAAGUCCGCAUUUAGGGUCUACUUUAUAUGUACGAUUAUCCUUUUUCUUUGUUUUAAGGCGAUGCGAAAGUGGCGUUGGAGGUCUCCUUUAUUUAAUUUACCAUUCUCCAAACUGGAU